GAAUUUCAAGCCCCGCUUUCACCUUCAGAUCCCUUUAUAUAAACGAACCCAGUCUACUUGCCCAAUUGCCACAAUCAACAGAAGUUGAUAACUUCCAAGUCACACAAAUAUUUGUGGAGAAAAUGUCAGGCCGUGGAAAGGGAGGCAAGGGAUUGGGCAAGGGAGGAGCAAAGCGCCACCGUAAGGUGCUCCGAGAUAACAUUCAGGGCAUCACGAAGCCGGCAAUUCGGAGGCUGGCUAGAAGGGGUGGAGUGAAGAGAAUCAGUGGGCUGAUCUACGAGGAGACCAGAGGGGUUCUCAAGAUCUUCUUGGAGAAUGUGAUUCGCGACGCCGUCACUUACACAGAGCACGCUAGGAGGAAGACCGUCACCGCCAUGGAUGUAGUUUACGCUUUGAAGAGGCAGGGCAGGACUCUCUAUGGCUUCGGUGGUUGAAUUUUGGGUGGAUUGGCCCGCCCCUUUGUCUUUCCUUCUUUUUUCCUUUAUUUUUUUUGCAAUGGGUUUUUAGGUAAACGGGGCGCUACUUUGAUCCGGUUGGGUUUGAUCAAUGUAAUUGAAUCAAGUUUCAAUUUUAUGAGAAAUUCAGUUAAAAUUCAGUUAGU
Coffea eugenioides is the source of this 601-nucleotide messenger RNA. RefSeq names its product histone H4. The record is from RefSeq and is a predicted model, not a curated record. Gene Ontology annotation, biological process: nucleosome assembly. The transcript has a single exon. Lineage: Eukaryota; Viridiplantae; Streptophyta; Magnoliopsida; Gentianales; Rubiaceae. Gene Ontology annotation, cellular component: nucleosome. Gene Ontology annotation, molecular function: structural constituent of chromatin; protein heterodimerization activity; DNA binding. The coding region runs from base 123 to 434 and encodes 103 amino acids.